GAAAUCCAAAUGCAGUACAUUUAUGACAAAUCCUGCUUAAGGUGUGUGAAAUGAAAACUUUGUCAAUUUCAACCACGACGGUCUUGACGGUGGUCGUAUCGCCCGCUUCUGGGACUCACGCCGUCGGCCAGAGCUCCCGCCUUCUGCAAAGCACGGGGGCAUCUCUGUUGUCUCCGUGGCCGUGUUUUAUGGUAGCGUCGUGUACGUCGGCGGACAGGCCGUCCUCCUCCCUGUAUGUUGCUUCGGCCAGCGUGAACCCUCCCCGCUUGGUGGAGCCCAUCUGCUGCUGGAAUGUCGAAAUACCCUACCGAAGAACUGACCAGCUUCCAAGGAAAGUGCUUUUGAUGUCGAUUCACGCGUUCAUGUUGCCGAUUCAGAAAGCACGCAGCCGACUCGCGAUGUUCGAGACCAGACCACCGCCUGGACGCAGCGCGACCAGAGCCCUCGGAACAAACACCAGGACGCUGCGGCUGGUACCCGAUCUUUCAGCUGAAGAAAGCGAGUGUCAGCUUGGUGGGUCCUGCCCACGUGGUUCUUGUCACUGUGCGGAGAAGGGUGAGCCAGCUGACGCGUUUAACACGUUAAAUGCUUAAACAAC
Molecule: messenger RNA, 598 nt
Organism: Aphanomyces invadans
Lineage: Eukaryota; Oomycota; Saprolegniomycetes; Saprolegniales; Verrucalvaceae
Exons: 1
Coding region: 51-593 (180 amino acids)
Source: RefSeq, a predicted model, not a curated record